GGGGCGGGGUUGAGGUGGGCGGGCCUGGACGUGGGGAGUGAAAGCGAAAGCCUCGGCCGCGAGCCGGGAGACCAGAGAUCUAGCAACUGGAGCAGCAUGGCCAAGCCUUGUGGGGUGCACCUGAGCGGGGAAGCCCGCAAACAGGUGGAUGUCUUCAGGCAAAACCUUUUCCAGGAGGCUGAGGAAUUCCUCUACAGAUUCUUGCCACAGAGAAUCAUAUACCUGAAUCAACUCUUGCAAGAGGACUCCCUCAACGUGGCUGACCUGACCUCUCUUCGGGGUCCACUGGACAUUCCCAUACCAGAUCCCCCACCCAAGGAUGAUGAGAUGGAAACAGAUAAGCAGGAGAAGAAAGAAGUCCCUAAGUGUGGCUUUCUCCCUGGGAAUGAGAAACUCCUGGCUCUUCUUGCCCUGGUUAAGCCAGAAGUCUGGACUCUCAAAGAAAAAUGCAUUCUGGUGAUCACAUGGAUCCAGCAUCUGAUCCCCAAGAUUGAGGACGGGAAUGACUUUGGUGUGGCAAUCCAGGAAAAGGUGCUGGAGAGGGUGAAUGCAGUCAAGACCAAAGUGGAAGCUUUCCAGACGACCAUUUCCAAGUACUUCUCUGAACGGGGGGAUGCUGUGGCCAAGGCCUCUAAGGAAACCCAUGUAAUGGAUUACCGGGCCCUGGUGCAUGAGCGAGAUGAGGCGGCCUAUGGGGAGCUCAGGGCCAUGGUACUGGACCUGAGGGCCUUCUAUGCUGAGCUUUAUCAUAUCAUCAGCAGCAACCUGGAGAAAAUUGUCAACCCAAAAGGUGAAGAGAAGCCAUCUAUGUACUGAGCCCAGGACUAGAAGGAAAAUAAAUGACCUAUACUUUGUGUAGAUUAC
This is a messenger RNA of Manis pentadactyla (Chinese pangolin), 864 nucleotides long. RefSeq names its product proteasome activator subunit 2 (gene PSME2). The record is from RefSeq and is a predicted model, not a curated record. Bases 97 to 816 code for a protein of 239 amino acids. Gene Ontology annotation, cellular component: cytoplasm; proteasome activator complex; nucleoplasm. The transcript has 11 exons. Gene Ontology annotation, biological process: positive regulation of endopeptidase activity; regulation of proteasomal protein catabolic process; regulation of G1/S transition of mitotic cell cycle. Gene Ontology annotation, molecular function: endopeptidase activator activity. Lineage: Eukaryota; Metazoa; Chordata; Mammalia; Pholidota; Manidae.